Trypanosoma theileri is the source of this 735-nucleotide messenger RNA. RefSeq lists its product as uncharacterized. Bases 1 to 735 code for a protein of 244 amino acids. NCBI's taxonomy places the organism in Eukaryota, Euglenozoa, Kinetoplastea, Trypanosomatida, Trypanosomatidae. The transcript has a single exon. The record is from RefSeq and is a predicted model, not a curated record.
AUGGAGCGCCUACCACCCAUAGACUCACGUGUAGAGACGCUGCGACUGCUGUACGGCUCCCUCGUGCGGCUGUGCCUCCACACAUUUGCGAGUUACGCCGGCCGCAGUCUUCUCGCCCGGUGCCUGCAGCGCGGCGGGCCGGCGACGUGGGGGCGACAGGCGCUGCCGUACGCAGCGGCCCUCGGGGCGGAAGUUCUCCUCUCGGCGCUCGUCUGCCCGCGUCAGUACCUCGCCGCCGUCACGACCCCGCGUUUUCUGCUCGACUACGUCCUCACCGGGUGGUCCGACGUGCUGCGACGACUCGAUGGAUUCGCCCCAGGGAAGUUCGCCGCCUACGCCUUGCAGGCCUUCGCCUCAGACGCCGAGUGGAACUUUGGAUUCUUUACUUGGCAACUACCAUCCGUCGCCCUCACGCUGGCAAAGCUCUGCUGGCGGCGCCGCACACUAGGCCCCACACGCACACGUACCCUGCGGGUGCUUAUGAUGCUCCCCGUUCAAGUCAUGCUGAGGGCGUACGUGGCUACUUUCUCUGUGAUGAUCCCAGAGAGCGUCGGAGAAGUUACGGAGUCUAUUGUAUCAGCGGUGCUUGAGGGUAUGGUUACCUCCUAUCUCGCACGACAUACGUGGCCGUUAGCAGACUUGACGGAUUCACCGCAAACAAGUAGUACAGACAAUUCUGAUGGCCGUGACACAGGCAGCGAAGAUUCACCGCAGAAACGCGAAGUCACCUCAUAA